Messenger RNA from Odontomachus brunneus, 4428 nucleotides. RefSeq lists its product as uncharacterized. Gene Ontology annotation, cellular component: plasma membrane. The record is from RefSeq and is a predicted model, not a curated record. The transcript has 14 exons. NCBI's taxonomy places the organism in Eukaryota, Metazoa, Arthropoda, Insecta, Hymenoptera, Formicidae. Gene Ontology annotation, molecular function: odorant binding; olfactory receptor activity. Gene Ontology annotation, biological process: sensory perception of smell; detection of chemical stimulus involved in sensory perception of smell. The coding region runs from base 553 to 3969 and encodes 1138 amino acids.
UUAAUGACCGUCAUUAAUAGUAUAGCAAAAUUAUAGCGAAGAAACGCGCAUUUUACUGUAGACUAUAACGCGCGAUCGAUUAUAUUCGUUUAAUGUUUUCGGUAUCUUUGUGAUAACAAGAAAAAGGUUACACUCUCGCGUUGACGUGCAAUUCCCCGUUGCAUCGCGCUAGAUAGAAAAGUGCGUGCGCUUCAUCUCUCAAUACUCGCCUCAGAAAGCGAGAUCGAUUUCGAACAACGUGUUUCGGUGCAUUGACUUCGCCAGCGGCAACGACGUCCAGUACCAAAUGUGAGAUGCGGAGUUCGCCGGUUGCAUGCUCGGUCGCCUGAAAAAUCCCUGCGCAUUCCGCAUUAAGCACGAAAUAUAAAUACUCCGCUGAAACGCUGCCGCGUCUGAUCAACCAUUUGUCUCCACACAUUCGCGAUAAAUAAUCUACAUAUACUUGAGGUGCUAAACAGAAACCGCUGAAGUAUUGUCUGGACUUAUUUUACAUGCAGAAAAGUGUCGCACCGUCGUGCGUGGUGUCCCCAUGAAAUUUCCGCGAUUAUAGAUAUGCAACUGCUUUCGCUGAAUAUUUUCCUAUGCACCCUGGGCGGCAUAUGGCGGCCCGUCAAGUGGUCAUCAUGCUACGCUAAGCUACUGUACCACGCGUUCAGCUUCUACAUAAUAGUCUCGCAGUAUUUUUUCGUGCUGACCCAACUCAUAAAUCUCGUAAUCGUAUUUGGCGACAUGGAUGAAUUUCUUUUUAAUUUCCUAUCAUGUUUGACUCUCAUUGUCGUUUGUUUCAAAAGCACAAUUACAUUAAUACGUCAAGAUACGAUCAUCGACUUGAUGCAGACGUUGUCGCAGGAACCGUGCAAGCCCCGGGACGCGGCCGAGAUGGCGAUACAGACGAAAUUCGACGAGUUUAUUAGGUCAUGCACGAUAAAAUACGGGCUUAUGGCAACCGGCUCCAUCACGAGCGUCACCAUUAAAUCAGUGGUCGAAAUUAUGAAGGGUUUCCUGCCUUACAAAGCGUGGAUGCCGUACGAUUUGAGUUCAUUUGCGCCUUUCAUGAUCACGUCCAUUCAACAGAUGGUGACAUUGGUCUUAGCCACUGUCAUCAAUAUUGGCACGGAAACUCUGAUAUGCGGCAUGAUUUUGCAAACAUGCGCGCAAAUUGAGAUUUUCGAGGAACGUCUUAAAAAAUUGAUAAACAACAGAAGAGUCAGAUCAAUCAAUCAACAGAACAGCGGAAAUCGUGAAUGGUCCUCAACAGCUCCAACGAAUCACCAAGAAGAGAUAAUAUCCGCACACAUACGUCAUCAUCUUAUUAUUUACGAGUACGCAAAAACAGUAAACAAGGUGUUCAGGCAUGUACUCUUUGUUCAAUUCUUCAUAAGUUUAAUCAUCUUGUGUAUGAGUGUGUAUUACUUGUCGUAUUACAUUACGGAUGUAGAAGCUACGUCUAUGGUAGUAUACACUAUUUGCAUGUUUAUACAAAUUUAUAUUUUUUGCUGGGCUGGAAACGAGGUCAUACUUAAGAGUUCGAGUAUAGGAAACGCAGUGUAUCAGACAGAUUGGUGUAUGUUACCUACCAGCGAAAAGAAAGAUCUACUGAUGAUUAUGAAACGUAGUGCGUUUCCUAUCAAAUUUACCAGCAGUUUCCUGAUCAUUCUAUCUCUCGAGUCUUUCAGUGGCAUUCUCAAAACAUCGUAUUCGGCAUUCAGCGUAUUGCAACAAAAAAAAUACGGGAAGAAAUAUUUCGAAGAAAAACACGCUAUAGAUAUUCACGGUGGUACUUCUGUACGGCACGUAUAUGCUGUACAUCCUCGGUUAUUUUUUCAUUCCGCUAUUAGAGACAUGCGAUUGCUUUCAUUGAAUUUUUUCAUAUGCACUCUCGGCGGUAUAUGGCGGCCCGUCGAGUGGUCGUCGAGCUGCGCUCAUCUACUGUAUAACGCGUUCACCUUCUGCACGAUAGUUCCUUUGUACUUCUUGGUACUGACUCAAUUCAUGGAUCUCGUUCUCGUAGUCGAUAACAUGGACGAUUUCACUACUAAUUCCCUCAUGUUUCUAACCAUCGUAGCUGCUUGCUGUAAAGCUACGAUCGCGUUGAUACGUCGGGACGCAAUUAUCGAUCUGGUGCACACGUUGUUGCGGGAGCCGUGCAAGCCCCGGGGCGCCGAAGAGACAGCGAUACAGACGAAAUUCGACGAUUUUAUCAGGUCAUGGUCGAUCAGAUAUUCGCUGCUAGCGACGAGUUCCGCCACGGGAGUCACCAUUAAAUCAGUGCUAAACGUUAUGCAGGGUAUCUUGCCUCACAGAGCGUGGGUGCCGUACGACGUGAAUUUAUCUCUACCCUUCUGGAUCACGUCCAUUUUACAGAUCAUAUCCUUGAUCUUCACCACUAUCAUCGACGUCGGCACGGAGACUGUGAUCUUCGGCUUGUUCUUGCAAACGUGCGCGCAACUUGAAAUUUUCGAGAGACGUCUUUACAAACUGGUGAUCAACAAAACAGCAGCGAGAUUGUCCGGCGCACAUGAGAGAUGUUUCUUACCGAAUUACAAGGAAGAACUAAUAUCCUCGUAUAUACACCAUCAUCUCAGUAUUUACCAGUAUGCCAAAACGGUAAACCGAGUAUUCAACCAGAUACUCUUUGUACAAUUCUUCGUCAGUAUAUUGGUAUUGUGUACGAGUGUGUAUUACUUGUCGUCUCACAUUAUGGAAACCGAAGCUGCGACUAUGAUAAUAUAUACCUUUGGCAUGUUUGUACAAAUUUUUGUCUAUUGUUGGUCCGGAAACGAGGUCCUACUUAAGAGUUUGAGCACAGGAGACGCGGUGUAUCAUAUGGAUUGGCCUCUGUUAUCCAUCAACGAGAAAAGAGAUCUACUGAUGAUUAUGAAACGGAGCACAAUUCCUAUCAAAUUUACCAGCAGUUUCCUGGUAACUCUAUCUUUACAGUCAUACGGUAACGUUAAUCUCAUCUUUGUGAUUGAUGACAUGGACGAUUUCAUUAUGAAUUCUCUCAUAUGUACGACCAUCUUUGCUGUUUGUUGCAAAGCUACGAUCACAAUAAUACGUCGAGACGCGAUCAUCGACUUAGUGCAGAUUUUGUCGCGGAAGCCCUGCAAACCCCAGGAUGCGGACGAGAUGGCGAUACAGGCGAAAUUCGACAAGUUCAUCAGAUUGUGCACGUUAACAUACGCGAUUAUUGCGGCGAGUUCUUUCACGACCGUCCAUACCAGAGGGAUAUUAAAUAUGAUGAAAGGUAACUUGCCUCACAGAGCGUGGGUGCCAUACGAUUUGAGUGUUUUUCUGCCCUUUUUAAUCACGGGCAUUCAAGAAAUCGUAACUAUGUUUUUUGCUACUAUCAUCAACGUCGCCGCGGAGACUUUGAUCUUCGGCAUGUUUUUGCAAACGUGUGCGCAAAUUGAGAUUUUCGAGAGACGUCUUCACAAGUCGGUGAUCAACAAGACAGACAGAUUAAUCGACAAACAUAGCGAAUGUUUCCCAGAUACUUCGACGAGUCAUAAUGUAGAGAUAAUGUCUGAACAUAUACGUCAUCAUCUCAUUAUCUACAAGUAUGCCAAAAUGUUAAACAACGUGCUUAACCCGAUACUCUUCGUUCAAUUCUUCAUCAGUAUAUACAUCUUGUGUAUGAUUGUGUAUUACUUGUCGUCUCAUAUUAAGGAAUUCGAAUCUAUCUUUAUGGUAAUGUACGCCACGAGCAUGUUUUUACAAAUUUUUAUCUAUUGCUGGUCCGGAAACGAGGUAAUAUGUAAGAGUGCGAGAAUAGGAGACGCGGUGUAUCAGACGAACUGGUCUAUGUUGUCCAUCAGCGAUAAGAAAUGUCUACUGAUGAUUAUGAAACGUAGCACGAUUCCUAUUAAAUUUACCAGCAGUUUCUUGAUAACUUUGUCUCUCGAGGCAUACACUGGCAUUCUCAAAACAUCGUAUUCUGCAUUCAACGUAUUGCAACAGAGAUCUUGAGGCAAAAACAGUUGAGAAUAAUUCGAGAAUAUAAUCGAUGAUAAUAAUAUAAAUGACCUUGUAGUAUAUGUAAAAUAAUAGUGCACGUGUAAAUGUUAAAAUUUUCGCCUGUCAUUUAUUCAUCCCAACUUUGUUAUUCUUCACUCGAAUCAUGUCAUUAUAAUUGGUAGUAUUAUAUACAAGAGCGAACGCAGGACAGCCGCAGGAGCAUCUACUUACAAACUAUGAUUUUGACUAAAGAUGAAAAAAUCCAUUUAGUAAAAAUACUUUUUUCCAGUAACAAUUUAUGUACAGUUUUAGUGUAUAAUACGUACUGCGUGCGAGACAUAUUCUCUGUGUGUGUUCUACGGUUGAAACAUUUUGCUCCGGCAUUCGUUCUACUGGACAAAGAGAAGCGCACGUAUUCAUAACUUGGAAAACAUGUCUGGUUAUACUUCAGGAUAUCUGGGUAUUCCCGAC